Caenorhabditis briggsae is the source of this 2346-nucleotide messenger RNA. It is a transcript of the gene Cbr-brf-1, whose product is annotated as Protein CBR-BRF-1. Gene Ontology annotation, molecular function: TBP-class protein binding; RNA polymerase III general transcription initiation factor activity; RNA polymerase III type 3 promoter sequence-specific DNA binding. The transcript is spliced from 6 exons. Gene Ontology annotation, biological process: DNA-templated transcription initiation; transcription preinitiation complex assembly; transcription by RNA polymerase III. The record is from RefSeq and is a predicted model, not a curated record. Lineage: Eukaryota; Metazoa; Nematoda; Chromadorea; Rhabditida; Rhabditidae. Bases 1 to 2346 code for a protein of 781 amino acids. Gene Ontology annotation, cellular component: nucleus; transcription preinitiation complex; transcription factor TFIIIB complex.
AUGGUGAAAACUUGCUCGAACUGUGGUAGCACGGAGAUCGACGAGGAUGCUGCGAGAGGAGACGCCACCUGCACGACUUGUGGAACUGUCCUCGAAGAGUCGAUUGUAGUGACAGAGAAUCAGUUUCAAGAACGAGCUGGAGGUUCAGGACACACUCUAGUUGGUCAAUUCGUGUCAGCAGAACGCGCUGCUGCUAACAACUUCAAUGGCAUGGGUUCACAAGAGUCUCGAGAAAUGACAUACGCUAAAGGAAAGAAAGUUAUUGAUGAAUUAGGAAGUCAGCUGCGAAUAAACGCACAUUGCAUGAACACUGCUUUCAAUUUCUUCAAAAUGUGUGUCUCUCGAAACUUGACUCGUGGACGAAACCGAGCAUCUGUUGUUGCUGUCUGUUUGUAUAUCACUUGCCGACUUGAAAAUACAGCUCAUUUGUUACUAGAUUUUAGUGAUGUUACACAGGUCAGUUCACUACCGUUUCUACUCUAUGUACGUAUACCUCGCUUCCAGAUUAAUGUCUUCGACUUGGGAAGGAAUUUGAACUUCAUCUCUCGAUCAUUGCGAAUCAAUCUACCUGCUACUGAUCCAUGUCUCUACAUUAUCAGAUUCGCUUGCGUUCUAGAUUUCGGCGAUAAGCAGAAAGAAGUUGUAACUCUGGCAACAAGAUUAGUUCAACGAAUGAAACGAGACUGGAUGUCAACUGGAAGACGUCCAACAGGAAUCUGCGGAGCUGCUCUCCUCAUCGCUGCCAGAUCCAUGAAUUUCAAUCGAACUAUCAACGACAUUGUACGAGUUGUUCAUAUCAGUGAGAGUGUCAUAAGGAAGCGAUUAGACGAGUUCAGUCAAACACCGUCUGGAAGUUUGACUAUUGACGAAUUCUCUAAUGUUGACCUAGAACAUAGUGAAGAUCCUCCAGCGUAUAGAGAAGCAAGACGAAAGGCUCGUGAAGAACAACUGAAAAAGGAGGCCGAACAAGCAGAAUCAAUGAGCUAUCAGCUAGGAGAAAUGGAAGCUCAUGUGGAGGCAGCACUCGAUAAAAAGAGGAAGGAGAAGUUCUCAAAAAGCCCAUAUGCGAAGCUGAUUAGUGAAGGUUUAGGAUUGGAGAAAGGUGCUGAUGAAAUGGUCCGUAAUGAAAUACUCAACAGUGUUUUCGACGCGGUAGAAGAAGAAGAGCCUUGGUGGGUUUUAGAUGCGCCAAUUUUUAUAAUCUUUUUUUUCAGUUCAUCGAAUUCGCUUGAAAAGUACGACAAGUACCGUCCGUCUUUGGAAUCUCUCGGAAUCAAACCUGCUGAAACUCAGGAGGAAUUGCCUCGAAUAUCGAGCAUUCCCGUUGACGAUGUUGAUAUAGAAAUCUCCGACUCUGAAAUUGACUCUUACAUUCUUACUGAAAGUGAAGUUGCAAUAAAAACUGAUUACUGGAUGAAAGCCAAUGGAGAAGUGAUGAAGGCUAUUGAGGAGAGAAAAAGAGAACGGGAAGAGAAUGGAGAUUUCAAAAGGAAGAGAAAGUCCACUAAGAAAACGGAAACAGUUUGCACUUCAGCGGCAAGUGCAGUUGAAAAAGUGAUAGCGGAAAAGAAACUGUCUAACAAGGUGAACUACGAGAUGUUGAAAGACUUGGAGACGAUGGGUGGCAAGAGAAAAGCAAACCAAGACAGCCCUGUCAAAACAUCACUAUUACCUAUGAAACUAGAAGCGUUGGAAGUGACACCGGAUAAUCUUAGCAAAAGUGAGAGAAUCGCGAGAGGCAAGAAUCUACGCAUAUCGAAAAAGGGUGACUUCGCCAUCGAUAGAAUCCGGAGCGCAUUCGAUCUAAAGAAUGAACUUUCUGAUGCUGAGGUAACUCCGACGAAAUCUACACCAAUCCUGAAAACGGAAACUCCUACGCCUUCUGUUACUCUUCCCAUCACACAGAAUGCUGACGUAACGAUAAUAGGUCAAUCAAAGUCAAACCCUGCUGCAAAGUCAAGAUACGCGAAAAUGAAACCUAUCAUUGGAGCUAAAAAACUCGCAUCUCUUGCUGAUGUCAAACACGUAGCAAAGCCUCCUCUACCAUUAGAUCAAAAUGAAAGCGAUUCAAUGGUUGCUUCGGUCGAUGAUCAACCUCCAAUUUCAACUGAUGGUGAAGCUGAUCUUAGUCAUCAAGAAUCCAUCAUCAAAUCAUUAGAACCUAGCAAAAACGAGACCCAUAAUGAAACUCCGAUUUCCACGCCUGCAAUCGAAGAAUCGAAGCCAGUGGAAGUUAAGUCCAGAUAUGCAAAAGCCAAACCGAACUUGAAAGGACCGAAACCGAAGAUUACACCUGCAACGGUAUCUGAGACUGCUGAGCCAUCCGCCAAAAAGACCAAGAUCUGA